UGAUAAAUAUGACGAGGGCCUAUCAGAAUUCUGUCUGGACGUGGCAGCAAUGUGUCCAAUUCGGGAUAAAUUUUUUCGCUAGUAAAUCUAGUAACUUCGAAGUACAUACAAAAAUUAUCGACGUAGGGAAAAUAAAAAUAGCGUUUGAUUGUCCAAUCACAAUAAAAAAAUCUUUGCUCCUUUUGUUCUUAUCGGUCAAUUAAAAGUUAUUCUACCCCACGGAUAAGAUUUUCGAACGCACUCAUUAUAUAAGUUCUAUGUUGGAAACUUAUUUCCAUAGAUAUAUAUAUCUAUAUCCUACAUGUCUAUGAUUAUUUCCAAAAAGAAACAUACGGGGUUAAUUUAACCUAAAAACAAGUCUUGAUUCUGUUAUUUGUGCUUAUAUCGAACAAACGUAUAUAUAUAUAAUAACAUGGCUAAAGAACGCGGCGUCAUCAAAAUGAUUUGGAAUAGUUUUGUGUCUUCGCUAAAGCCUCAAUUCGCUCGUCGUAAAUUAGUGGGCGAAGAUUACUAUGGCACAAAAUAUUACGAGGAGGAUAUUCGCAAUUCCAGGCGUCCCAGAGCUCCUCGAUAUUUCAUACCGGUAAACAAAGAUGAUUUUGAUCAAGAACUGCCCGCUGAAUGGGAAUCCUGGUUAAGAUAUCGUAGAAAUGAUCCACCUACGCGAGAAGAAGUUGAAGCUAACUAUCGAUUAGCGAUGACCAAGAAAAAGAAUGCAGCAAAGCUUUUAGAAGAAAAUUAUUCCAAGGAUGAAAAAUCUUCUAAAGAUCUUCCUAUUCAACAGUCUGCUUCUCAACCUUCCAAUCCAGGAAAUUUUCCAGUUUAUGAAGAGUAUAAAAAUUUUGGUAGCAAUUACGUACCAAAAGAUUCAUAUAAGUAUUGAGAACAGAAAAUCAAUUAAGAUAUAGCAACAAUCCUAGAGCAAAACUAUAAAUUAUUAUAUAGUUAUGAAAUAAAUAUUUGACAAAGCUUUACAUUAUUGGAUAUUUCAAGAGAUCAUUAUAUUACAUAAUAUGGAUCUUGUAAAGCUGGUAUAUGUGUAUAUACAAUAUUAUAUAUAUAUGUAAAACAA
Molecule: messenger RNA, 1072 nt
Organism: Formica exsecta
Lineage: Eukaryota; Metazoa; Arthropoda; Insecta; Hymenoptera; Formicidae
Product: NADH dehydrogenase [ubiquinone] 1 alpha subcomplex assembly factor 2
Exons: 2
Coding region: 413-883 (156 amino acids)
Biological process (GO): mitochondrial respiratory chain complex I assembly
Cellular component (GO): membrane
Source: RefSeq, a predicted model, not a curated record